AUGGCUAUUUCUAAGGUUUACGCUAGAUCCGUCUACGACUCUCGUGGUAACCCAACCGUCGAAGUCGAAGUCACCACUGAAAAGGGUGUUUUCAGAGCUAUUGUCCCAUCUGGUGCUUCCACUGGUGUCCACGAAGCUUUAGAAAUGAGAGAUGGUGACAAAUCCAAGUGGUUAGGUAAGGGUGUUUUACACGCUGUUGCUAACGUCAACAACGUCAUUGCCCCAGCUUUAGUCAAGGCUAACAUUGACGUCAAAGACCAACAAGCUCUUGAUGACUUCUUAAAGAACUUAGACGGUACUCCAAACAAGUCUAAGUUAGGUGCUAACGCUAUUUUAGGUGUCUCUUUAGCUGUUGCCAGAGCUGCUGCUGCUGAAAAGAACGUUCCAUUAUACCAACACUUAGCUGAAAUCUCUGGUGCUAAGACCUCUCCAUACGUCUUACCAGUUCCAUUCUUAAACGUCUUGAACGGUGGUUCUCACGCUGGUGGUGCUUUAGCUUUACAAGAAUUCAUGAUUGCUCCAACUGGUGCUAAGACCUUCUCUGAAGCUUUAAGAAUGGGUUCUGAAGUUUACCACAACUUAAAGUCCUUAACCAAGAAGAGAUACGGUGCUUCUGCUGGUAACGUCGGUGACGAAGGUGGUGUUGCUCCAAACAUUCAAACUGCUGAAGAAGCUUUAGACUUAAUUGUCGACGCUAUCAAGGCUGCUGGUCACGAAGGUAAGGUUCAAAUCGGUUUGGACUGUGCUUCCUCUGAAUUCUUCAAGGACGGUAAGUACGACUUAGACUUCAAGAACCCAGAAUCUGACCCAUCUAAGUGGUUAUCUGGUCCAGAAUUAGCUGACUUAUACCACAACUUAAUGAAGAAAUACCCAAUUGUCUCCAUUGAAGACCCAUUCGCUGAAGAUGACUGGGAAGCUUGGUCUCACUUCUUCAAGACUGCUGGUAUCCAAAUCGUUGCUGAUGACUUAACUGUCACCAACCCAGCUAGAAUUGCUACUGCUAUCGAAAAGAAGGCUGCUAACGCUUUAUUAUUAAAGGUCAACCAAAUCGGUACCUUAUCCGAAUCCAUCAAGGCUGCUAACGACUCCUUCGCUGCCGGCUGGGGUGUUAUGGUCUCUCACAGAUCUGGUGAAACUGAAGAUGUCUUCAUUGCUGACUUAGUCGUCGGUUUAAGAACUGGUCAAAUCAAGACUGGUGCUCCAGCUAGAUCUGAAAGAUUAGCCAAAUUGAACCAAAUCUUAAGAAUCGAAGAAGAAUUAGGUGACAAGGCUGUUUACGCUGGUGCUAACUUCCACCACGGUAACAAGUUAUAA
Messenger RNA from Arxiozyma heterogenica, 1314 nucleotides. It is a transcript of the gene ENO2, whose product is annotated as phosphopyruvate hydratase ENO2. Bases 1 to 1314 code for a protein of 437 amino acids. The record is from RefSeq and is a predicted model, not a curated record. Gene Ontology annotation, molecular function: phosphopyruvate hydratase activity; magnesium ion binding. Gene Ontology annotation, cellular component: phosphopyruvate hydratase complex. The transcript has a single exon. NCBI's taxonomy places the organism in Eukaryota, Fungi, Ascomycota, Saccharomycetes, Saccharomycetales, Saccharomycetaceae. Gene Ontology annotation, biological process: glycolytic process.